CUUGUUUUGUUCGUUGUCGGGCGCUGGCAAAACGUUCGGUUUCUGCUCGCGACAGUCAGUUGCUCGGCGAACUGACAUUACGUUGACGUUUGCGUACAUGCGCUGUGUUUGUUUAUUUCGAGAUGUCAUCUAAAAUAAUGAAUGAUAAUUUUCAAAACGACACAAAAUUGAACGGUUUGAGUGGCACAUUCGGUGAUAAAACAUUAGUUCCAUUGAAUGCUAGGUAUAGAUCUAAAAGUUUGUCUAGUGAUAAGUUGAACCAAACAAAUGCAGAUCGAGCCGCGAUCUUGGAGGAUGUGGAGGCCCAGUACGUGACGGAUAAAUUAGAAACUCCCAGCUGUUUGAUUAAGAACAAAAUAAUGAAUCAAGGUGCACAAACGAUAAACAACUUCAAAGAUGGGAAGGCGUCGUAUGGGACGGGCACAGGUACGCCGACGCGCGGCCGCAGAGUAAUCUACUGUGUUCACGGCAACCCCAGCACAGGCUGCUGCGCUGUUAUUGAGCGCACCGAGCCCGACCACUCAGACCACCGCAACGGCAGCAUGUCAGAAGUCGAAAGACAUUGCCAUAGAUCUAGAAAUGAAGACAUAGACAAGCGGGCGCGGAGAAAACUUAUCAUUGCUAGUAUACUCUGCGUUAUAUUUAUGAUUGGAGAAAUUGUUGGUGGGUAUAUAUCGAACAGCUUGGCGAUAGCGACAGACGCGGCGCAUUUGCUCACAGACUUUGCAAGCUUUAUGAUAUCGCUGUUCUCACUGUGGGUCGCCAGCAGGCCGGCCACCAGAAAGAUGUCGUUCGGUUGGUACCGUGCUGAGGUGAUCGGCGCGCUGACGUCGGUGCUGCUGAUUUGGGUGGUGACGGGCGUGCUGGUGUACAUGGCGGUGCAGCGCGUCAUCUAUAACACCUUUGAGAUUGACGCAACUGUCAUGCUCAUCACCUCGGCCGUCGGCGUCGCCGUCAACCUCGUAAUGGGUCUGACGCUGCACCAGCACGGACAUUCGCACGGUGGGCACGGCCACUCCCACGGCGGCACCAACCCUGUACUCAACAACAAGGAGAGGAAUACGGAGUCUGACGCGGAGAGUGCGUCAUCUCAGAUGGGCGCGGUGUCGGGUCAGGUCGCGGGGGGGCACGGCCACGCCCACACGGAGAACAUCAACGUGCGCGCCGCAUUCAUACACGUGCUCGGCGACUUCCUGCAGAGCUUCGGCGUGCUCGUCGCCGCACUCGUUAUAUACUUCAAGCCGGAAUGGAACCUGGUGGACCCGAUCUGCACGUUCCUGUUCUCAGUACUGGUGCUCAUCACCACCUUCAACAUCAUCAAGGACACGCUGCUGGUGCUCAUGGAGGGCUCCCCGCGAGGCCUCGACUUCCAGGAUGUGGCCAACACGUUCCUGUCGCUGCCGGGCGUGGUGCGCAUACACAACCUGCGCAUGUGGGCCCUCUCCCUCGACAAGACCGCGCUCUCCGCACACCUCGCCAUACGUAGCGGCAUCAGCCCGCAGAAGGUGUUGGAGCAGGCCACCAGGUUAGUGCACGAGAAGUACAACUUCUUCGAGAUGACGCUGCAGAUCGAGGAGUUCAACGACGGCAUGGAGGAGUGCAGCCAGUGCAAGAUGCCGCAGGCGUAGCCAGCCCCCCCUCCCCCCACCGCACCUCCCACACCCGACCACAACCUACA
Molecule: messenger RNA, 1678 nt
Organism: Papilio machaon (common yellow swallowtail)
Lineage: Eukaryota; Metazoa; Arthropoda; Insecta; Lepidoptera; Papilionidae
Product: zinc transporter 2
Exons: 10
Coding region: 123-1628 (501 amino acids)
Biological process (GO): zinc ion transmembrane transport; response to zinc ion
Cellular component (GO): plasma membrane
Molecular function (GO): zinc ion transmembrane transporter activity
Source: RefSeq, a predicted model, not a curated record